Molecule: messenger RNA, 1590 nt
Organism: Parascedosporium putredinis
Lineage: Eukaryota; Fungi; Ascomycota; Sordariomycetes; Microascales; Microascaceae
Source: the annotation of a GenBank genome assembly
AUGGUGUUUGGCAUGUUCAAAACCCCUGCGGGGAACAAUGUCGAGACUGCGCAGGAGGAGGCUCCAAAGUUUGAGAGGGUAGUAUGGUACCGCGAGCCGGGCCUUCGCGCACUUUACUGGCAUGCAUUUAUCCUCUGCGUUUCGUCCGCAUCAACUGGAUAUGACGGCGUUACCUCGAUCACUAGAAUGUUUUUCAACUCUGUUCAGAAUUUUGAUAGCUGGACUGGGUUCUUCAACAACCCUCAGGGCGCCCGGCUAGGCCUCCUCGGUGCAUCAUAUCAGAUCGCGUCGGUCAUCUCUAUCCCCAUUGUGCCUUACAUCACAGAUAACUUUGGCCGGAAGCCAUCAAUCGCGUUGGGCUUUGUCAUUAUGACCAUUGGCGGAAUUCUCCAAGGCGCAUCCCAAAACUUUGGCGGUGGCCGUAUCCUGCUUGGUUUUGGGAACUCGUUUGCCCAAAUUGCCUCCCCUAUGUUGCUCACGGAAAUCUGCCAUCCUCAACACCGCGCUCGUAUGACCACGGUCUAUAACUGUCUGUGGAAUGCUGGGGCGUUCAUCGUCGCUUGGACGGCCUUUGGCACGGAUUUUAUCGGGAAUGAAUGGUCCUGGCGCAUACCCGCCAUUCUUCAAGGAGCGCCCUCCUUCUUUCAGCUCAUCUUUCUUUGGUGGAUUCCCGAGUCCCCUCGUUUCCUUAUCGCUAAGGAUCGUUGUGACGAAGCCCUGAAUAUCCUUGCAAAGUAUCACGCGAACGGUGACACCCAAAAUGCCACCGUCCAGUAUGAGUUCAAGGAAAUCCGCGACACCAUCAAACUCGAACAGAAGGCGAACAAUAGCUCUCGAUAUGUGGACUUCUUCAAAACAAAGGGAAACAGAUACCGUCUCAUGAUUCUGAUCUCUCUCGGUUUCUUCUCACAAUGGUCCGGCAACGCUAUCGUCUCUAACUAUAGCCGUGUUCUAUACCAGGCUGUUGGUAUCGACGACUCCACUUCGAGGCUUGGUUUAUCCGCUGGCCAAACAUCUAUGUCUUGCAUUGUUUCCCUAGCCUUUGCUAUGAUGGUUGAUAGAUGGGGACGCCGGCCUAUCUUUUUGCUCGCUACUGGUGGCAUGUGGAUGACAUUAAUUUUCUGGACCCUGUGUUUUGGACUUUACGAGGUUCACGGCAAGGCAGGUGCCGAUAUUGGUGUCAUCUUCUUUAUAUGGCUCUUCAGCUUCUUCUAUGCUACAGCUUGGUCCGGACUGCUCGUCGCGUAUGCUAUUGAGAUUCUGCCAUACUCUCUGCGUGGCAAGGGUCUCAUGAUACUCAAUGUCUGCAUCCAGGCAGCACUUGCUCUGAAUAACCAGGCAAAUCCAGUCGCAUUUGAAUUUUGGGAGGGUGAGACCUGGAAGCUCUACGUCAUCUACGUCGCUUGGGUCUUCCUUGAACUUCUCUUUGUAUACUUCAAAUACGUGGAAACUAAGGGUCCUACGCUUGAGGAGAUUGUUAAGAUCAUCGAUGGUCCGGAUGCUCAAGUUGCCGAAAUUGAUCUCGGUAACGUGAAUGACGAUAGGGCUAGUGAGAAGGAAGCGUCGGCCACUAUUGGCCAUAAGGAGUAG